This is a messenger RNA of Thunnus maccoyii (southern bluefin tuna), 917 nucleotides long. It is a transcript of the gene crabp1a, whose product is annotated as cellular retinoic acid binding protein 1a. The transcript has 3 exons. The record is from RefSeq and is a predicted model, not a curated record. Gene Ontology annotation, biological process: fatty acid transport. Bases 264 to 596 code for a protein of 110 amino acids. Gene Ontology annotation, molecular function: fatty acid binding. Lineage: Eukaryota; Metazoa; Chordata; Actinopteri; Scombriformes; Scombridae. Gene Ontology annotation, cellular component: nucleus; cytosol.
AUGACUAACAUAACAAUAAUGUCUGCAUGGCUCAUUUUCAGCUACAAAACAGAUUUAAAAUAUUAGCAAAGCAGAUAUCGUCAGAUUUGCUCGCCAAAAAUGUCAGCAUGUUGUAAUUAUUAAGUCAUGGGAAAUGAUAAACAACCCUAAAACACCCCCAAGAAUAAUUUAUAGUCAUUUUGUACUAUGAGGCAGUUAAAAAUCCCACAAAUUUCCCUUUUAAUAACUGACUGGAUCGUUUUUUCCGCUCAGGAGUGAACGCCAUGCUGAGGAAGGUGGCUGUGGCGGCGGCCUCCAACCCCCACGUGGAGAUCCGCCAGGAUGGGGAGCAGUUCUACAUCAAAACGUCCACCAGCGUGCGCACCACGGAGAUCAACUUCCACGUCGGUGAAGAGUUUGACGAAGAGACCGUGGACGGGCGAAAGUGCAAGAGCCUUGCCACCUGGGAGUCGGAGAACAAGAUGCACUGUAAGCAGACUCUGGUGGAUGGGGAUGGACCCAAAACCUACUGGACCCGAGAGCUGAAUGGCGAUGAGCUCACACUGACUUUUGGGGCAGAUGAUGUAGUGUGCACACGGAUUUACGUCCGGGAAUGAAGUUCUGCACCUUCAUCAGAACAAAGAAGAAACCCAGGUGGACCACAACUCGUUAAAACCCAACAACACUCUGUCAUGCUAACGUGCUAACGAAUUCUCAAAGUAUCCUGUGUAAUCUCUCAGCAUCAAUCUGCAUAGUCUCUACAUACAAUAGCAAUGUCUCUGUAAUCUGGUUAUUUGUAGUGAGUAUUGUGUCUGCAGUACAGUAGCUGGAUAUCUCAGUGUCCAUAUCUGCAACCCUGGUGUCAGCUGUUUUGUAGGAGUUAGUCAUCAGUUUCAUCGAGUAAUUAUUGAUGUUCAAUGACAGGAAACAAUAAAACA